Messenger RNA from Suillus clintonianus, 2352 nucleotides. Its product is annotated as Poly(A) polymerase. Gene Ontology annotation, molecular function: RNA binding; poly(A) RNA polymerase activity. The coding region runs from base 77 to 1906 and encodes 609 amino acids. Lineage: Eukaryota; Fungi; Basidiomycota; Agaricomycetes; Boletales; Suillaceae. The transcript has 14 exons. The record is from RefSeq and is a predicted model, not a curated record. Gene Ontology annotation, cellular component: nucleus.
CCCGCAACUCUACACGAUCAAGUCGUUCGACGCAAGUUUAGCCGCAAGUUCGUUCAAGUCUCGACCUCACGCAAUCAUGACUACGGAGAAAGGGUUUCUUGGGGUCACACCGCCAAUCUCGACGGCCGACUCGACUGAGAGGGAAAAGGAGGUCACAGCGACCUUGAUGGAGGAACUGAGGAGACAGAAAACUUUUGAGAGUAUGGAGGAGGCCCGGCUCAGGGAAACGGUGCUCGGACGUGUAGCUGCCGUCGUCAAAAAAUUUGUGUAUGAGGUGUCUCUGUCUCGCGGACUUUCGGAAGCAGCUGCGAACGCUGCUGGGGGGAAAAUAUUUACCUUCGGUUCAUACCGUCUCGGCGUUCAUGGACCCGGGUCCGAUAUUGAUACUCUUUGCGUUGUUCCUAAACAUGUAUCUCGCGAAGACUUUUUCGAAAAGUUUGAGCCAAUGCUUAGAGAAGUGGAGGAGGCUACGGAGGUAUCGGGUGUGCCUGAGGCGUACGUUCCAAUUGUCAAGGCCAAAAUCUCAGGAAUACCAUUAGAUUUCCUGAUGGCUCGUCUGGCGCUGUCAUCUAUACCAGAUGAUUUGUCAUUAAAGGAUGACAAUCUCUUGCGAAAUCUAGACGAACGAUGUGUGCGAAGUCUUGGAGGUUCACGGGUGAAUGAUGAAAUUCUGCGUCUGGUGCCCCAUGUUGAGGUCUAUCGUGAUUCACUUCGAUGCAUCAAGCUCUGGGCCCAACGGAGAGCCAUCUACUCGAACGUAAACGGGUUCUUGGGUGGUGUCGCAUGGGCAAUUCUCGUCGCCCGAAUAUGUCAAUUAUAUCCCAAUGCUACUGCGGGGGCGAUUGUUAGCCGAUUUUUCAUUAUCAUGUACCAAUGGUCAUGGCCACAACCUGUGCUGCUGAAACAAAUAGAAGAAGGACCAUUACAAGUUCGCGUUUGGAACCCAAAACUUUAUCCUGCGGAUCGAUCUCAUAGGAUGCCUAUCAUCACACCCGCAUAUCCUGCAAUGUGCUCAACUCACAAUGUAACAGCGUCGACACAGAUGAUUGUCACCGAAGAGUUCAAGAAAGGAGCAGACAUCGUGGACAAGGUCAUAGUCGGCACAGCAAGUUGGUCAGAACUUUUCCAGAAACACGACUUCUUCCACAAGUAUCGAUACUACCUUCAAGUUAUCGCAUCAACUGGUACUGCUGAUCUGCAGAUCAAAUGGGCAGGAACCGUCGAGUCUAGGAUACGGCAAUUGGUCAUGAAGCUUGAAUACGUCGAUUCACUGAUUCUCGCGCAUCCAUUCAUCAAAGGCUUUGAUCAAGUCUCACAUUGUGUUACGGAAGAGGAAGUCAGACAGGUUGCACAGGCACAGAUCUCAGACGUCAUCGCCAAGCGAACAAGAGCUGACAUUGAAGGCCACGACGGGGCGAGUACAGUGCACUCGACCACCUUCUACAUUGGUCUUCUUAUCGAACCCAAGCCUCUUGGCGCUGUGGGCCCGCGGAGGCUCGAUAUAUCAUAUCCAACCACCGAGUUUACAAAGCUCGUCAAGAUGUGGGAGAAGUACGACGAGGAUACGAUGGGAAUUGUGGUGCGGAACAUCAAAAGUUCUGCUCUUCCCGACUACGUGUUUGAUGAAGGCGAGCGACAACCAAAACAGGCGCUGAAACGCCCGAAAACAGGCAAAGGAUCGGGCAAGUCGAGCAAUACUUCACCUGAUAUGCCCAACAAGAAGAGACGCAGAUCGGAGACGACACAAGAUAGCGAGAAUGGUAUUCCGGGCUUGUCAUUCUCAAGUGCAACACUUCAUGCCGAAACCAAUGGCCUAUAUGCUCCUAUCAACAGGGCUGUCAGCGAAAUCAAGACACCUCAACUUCCCCUCGGUGAAAACGCUGCCGUCGCCACGGGAGCGCAAUAGAAAGGUCUCAUCACAGCGGUGUUGGUCCCUUGAACAAACUUCACCAAGCUCUAGCCUUGCUCCAGCUUGCUCGUUCUGGGGUUCACAGACCAGCUGUCUUGGAACUACAGCCCAGUCUUCAUUGCCAUGGCCAUCCUUGCAGGUGUUUGGUUUAUUUAUCCAUUUUUUCUACAGGGACCGAAGCACAUGGCGAGAUACAUUGGGCAAACGUUCAGACCUCAACAGCGCAGUACAGUGGGAUGAGUGCUUCACUUUAUGUCAGUUGGCUUUUAUUGUUGCAUGUCCCUUCCCAGCAUCCGCGCUAGUUUUCAUUUUAAUCACUCUUCGCCUUGGCAUUCAAGUUUGGCAGCUUCGAUAUUUUCCUUGUAUUUCAGUUAAAACCCAGAGACACAAUUUUGUAUCGUAACUUAGGCAUGAACUAUAAAUUUUCCGCAACGUUAAACGUG